CUGAUUGGUUCAGGUUCAGGGGCGCCUAAACCCAUUGGUAGAAGAAGACGACGACGAAAGAAGACGGAACCCUUGCAUCGCAGUAUCCCGCCUCGCCUGCUUGGUCCAUAGAAAAUAUCUGUCGAACCAUGUCACUACGUGGAGACGUCCACAGCCCGCGUCCACGAACAAUCACAGUUCCAGGCGUUCCGUUCCAACAACGCGGCAUCGACGCACAGCGCACAAGAGGACCCACCAUCAGACAUCCUGCUGUAACAACGGACAACCUGCAUUACGAGCAGGCUGCGGCGUUCCCCGGUCACGGCAUCAGGUCAGGUCCUCCACAAGUUCUGGCGCCGACGUCGAAUCCUGGAGCACCGGAGGGGACGUCGUCGCUGCUGUCAGAACAUAGAGUGCUUGACCAGAACGAUCUGUCGUCCACUGUCAUUCUAGGCAUGAAUCCAAUGUAUGUCUUACCUCUGGAGAUCUGCAACUGUCUCUUCAUGGGUGUGUCUGCCGUAAUAUUCUGCCUCGCUUUCUACGUUCUUUUGGCGAAGGAAUCCACCGAAACGUCAUCACGUACCUACGUCAUCAUGGUACUCAUGCAUCUGGACAUCGUGGUGCUCAUCUUAUCAGCGAUCGUCUUCGCCAUCGCCGCCACCGGCCUCAUAGGUUGUGUGAGACAGCACGUCACGUUACUCAACGUCUACAGCGUCCUGCUGCUAGUGGCAAUUGUUGUCCUCUGCCUCCUUACUGUGGCUGUAGCGACCUUGCCCAAUGUUGCCAGGAGCUAUUUCAAGAAACACGUGACUGAAGACUACAUCGUCAACUACAGGGAGAGUGCUGACUUUAAAAAGGGUGUGGACGAACUACAGAUGGGAUUCAAAUGCUGCGGCCUGACAGAAAAGUCGUACCAGGACUGGAACGACAAUCCCUACUUCCACUGCAGCGAAAACAACCCUAGCGUCGACCGAUGCAGCGUCCCGGAUUCUUGUUGCAGACGGGAAAAUCGCACAGUUAAAAGGCUGUGCGGUCGCUCUGUCCUGUUGCUAAUGAGGAAGGACGCCAUUGAAGUCGUCUACGACGUCGGCUGUGCAGACGCCGUGUACGACUACGUGUCUGGCAACAUGUUCACCAUCGUCUGCGUUUUGAUAAUCUUCAAUUUGAUGCUCAUACUCAUGUACAACAUGAGUUCAAAACUGAGUUCCGACAUCAGAGAACUGUCCCAUAUUUACGACCACUACUACGCUGCUCUCUAUGAGGGUCAGAAGCACAUGGCCAGACACCAUCCCAGCCUGUUCGAGGUGAAAGAGGGCGGGAGAAAAGAACUUCAUGGGCCUGGUCGUUAUUACAACGAUCCAAUCCGACCAGGUGGACACAUAACACUCCUUCCAGCGCAGCAUCAAGUCGCCGUCAGGCCAUCGUCAGUUCCAGGCUCCGGGCCUGCAGCACAAGUUGCCAUCCAUAGGAGACAACCAUAACCUAUCUCCAAGUCGCGUCCCUUCCUAUAAUAUCCGUCGAUUUCUACAAAUGAAUCCCUCGAAUUUUGUA
Messenger RNA from Ornithodoros turicata, 1530 nucleotides. Its product is annotated as tetraspanin-33-like. The record is from RefSeq and is a predicted model, not a curated record. The transcript is spliced from 5 exons. Bases 129 to 1460 code for a protein of 443 amino acids. NCBI's taxonomy places the organism in Eukaryota, Metazoa, Arthropoda, Arachnida, Ixodida, Argasidae. Gene Ontology annotation, cellular component: plasma membrane.